CCUGGGUCGGUGACGUCGUCGUCGGCAGCACCGCAGUAUCAGCACAGCGAGCACAACACAAACACACACAGGCACCACACCAUCCAAACCACCAUCCAUCUGACAUUAAUGAAAGGAGCCCAGCAGUAAAAUGGCCGGCGCCGCCAGCACCACCACCACCACCACCUCCCUGGACGCGGACGUCAUGCGGGAGGUGCUCGAGUGCCCCAUCUGCCUGGAGACGUACAGCUCGGACCAGCUGAGGCCCAAGCUCCUGCAGUGCGGCCACACGGUGUGCCGCCAGUGCCUGGAGCGGCUGCUGGCCAGCACCAUCAACGGCGUGCGCUGCCCGUUCUGCAGCAAAGUGUCCCGCAUGAGCAACAUCGCCCAGCUGGCCGACAACCUCACCGUGCUCAAGCUCCUGGACUGCACCAGCUCCUGCGGGGCGGCGGCCGCCCUCAUGUGCCGCUCGUGUGGCAGCCGCCUGCCGCACCAGUACUGCCACGACUGCUCCACGGUCUUCUGCGACCCCUGUAAGCUGGAGGGCCACCAGCACCGGGGCCACUCGGUGCAGCCCAUCCGAGCCGCGGCCGAGCAGCGGCGCAAGGAGCUGGGGGCCAAGCUGGCCGCUCUCAGGGAGGCCAUGGGCCAGAUCCAGAAGAAGAAGGUGUUCAUCGACAACGUGUCCAAGUCUCUGAGGGCCAAGUGCCGGGCGGUGCAGCAGGAGUACGCCGACUGCGAGCUGAGCCUCCAGGAGGAGCUGGGCCGCGCGCAGCGGGGCUUCGCCGCCUCCAUGGCGGAGAUCGAGAAGCUGAACCGCCAGGUGCUGGAGGAGCAGACGUACCUGCUGCACAUCGCCGAGGUGCAGGUGGUGUCUCGCUGCGACUACCUGACCAUGCAGGCGAGGCAGAGCGACGUGGCGCUGCUGGAGAACGCGGCGGGUUGCCCCGACGACGCCGAGCUGGACCUGAGGGGCAGCCUGCCCAAGACCCUGAAGCUGCAGGAGCCCCUGCUGCUCAAGGCCGACCGCCAGAGGGCCCUCGAGGUGGCCAAGCUCACGGCCAAGAUGUGCGCCGUCAGCGUGGACGACGAGGACGAGGCGCUGGAGCUCGCCGUGGAGGACGGUCUGGCGGGGCUGGAGGGCGCCACGGGCGGCGAGGCGUCGGACGCCCCGCAGGAGUCGAUGGACCUCUACCGAGACGUCAACAUGGUGGUGGCCGCCGAGGAGGCGGUGUGUGCCUCGCCCGUCAACUUCAAAUCAAAGUCCCUGGACGAGGGAGGAGGGCCCUCGCCCGGCGCGGCCGGGGCCGACGCGGGGCCCCACCUCUGCCAGUUCGUCAAGAGGAUGGGCUGCAAGGGGAACCUGCCGGGAAUGUUCAACCUGCCGGUGAGCAUCUGCGUGUCGUCGCAGGGCGAGGUGCUCGUGGCGGACCGCGGCAACUACCGCGUGCAGAUCUUCAACCGCAAGGGCUUCCAGCGGCAGAUCCAGCGCAACGCCAGCAGCAUCGACAACUUUGUGCUGAGCUUCCUCGGCGCCGACCUGCCCAACCUGGUGCCGCUGUCCAUUGCCGUCAACGCCGCGGGGCUCAUCGGCCUGACCGACAACUACGACAACUCGGUGAAGGUGUACACCAUGGAGGGCCACUGUGUGGCCUGCCACAAGAACCAGCUGAUUAAGCCGUGGGGCAUCACGGCCACGCCCUCGGGCCAGUUCGUGGUGACGGAUGUGGAGGGCGGCAAGCUCUGGAGCCUGGCGGUGGAGCGCAACGGGGGCGUGGUCAGCUACAGCCGCCUGUGCUCGGCGGUGAGGCCCAAGUUCGUGGCGUGCGACGCCGAGGGCACGGUGUACUUCACGCAAGGGCUGGCGCUCAACUUCGAGAAGCGCCACAACGAGCUUCAGCUGGAGGGCGGCUUCUCCAUCGGCUCGGUGAGCAGCGAGGGCCUGCUGGGCAAGCAGCUGAGCCACUUCUUCGCCGAGAACGAGGACUUCCGCUGCAUCACGGGCAUGUGCGUGGACGCCAACGGGGACCUCCUGGUGACGGACAGCGGCCGCAAGGAGAUCCUGCGCUUCCCCAAGGAGGGCGGCUUCCACGUGCUGAUCCGCGAGGGGUUGACCUGCCCGGUGGGCGUGGCAAUCACCCAGAAGGGACAGCUGCUGGUCCUGGACUGCUGGGACCACUGCGUGAAGGUGUACGCGUACGUGCACAAGAGGCGCUCGUCCACCUGCUAGGCUGGGGGCAGUCCGCUUGUUCGGCCGCAGGGGGGGGUCGCGGGAGAGACGAUUGCGGGCUAGGUUUUUGGAAUGUGCACAGCGGUGUUGUGGGAGGAUCGAAGGGAAAAUAAACCACUGACAGUGUACAGAGUCAUAGUAAUGAUAAUAAUAAUGACUGAAAUCCAAACUCACUACUAUUCUCCUGUAUGAUAACACUAUUGACCUAUUGGUACACGAUUCAGCAUGUUUUACCACUCUGGAUCCUCGUAACCUGUGUCCUAAUUAAAUUUCCUGUCGUUUGAAACCUCACCGUACCAAAAUAUACCUAGCAUCAGCCGGUGCAUUUAGAUUAUGGACUGUAAAGCUUUAAUUACAGUUCUGACGCCACUCAAAACACAGCAGGGAUAUUUUAGACUGCGCUGUCGAUCAGUCUAAUAAUAGUGAAAAGAAAAAAGCACAGCCUCUUACGAGGUCGCCAUUGUCGCCUAUAAUUGGUCAGAACUGUCACAUGAGCGGUGACCAUGUGGUGGUUUGCUCCUACACCCCUUAUAAAUAAACACCUUACAUUGGUGGUUGAAGUGGGAACAUUUGUUCACAACAACGGAGCCAACAACCAUAACCACCAGACUUGUUCUGUUUCGUACGUCUAGUUGUGUGUGUAUGAGCUGAAAGGCCUUUUGAUACCUGCUGGUAACUUCUUAGUCAUCUACGUGGGCGCUUGCAGUUAAUCAACAACAUUUUGCAGUUUAGUUUGCAGUGUGGCACACAAGAAAGUGGCAAUAUUCCUAAAUGAAUACAGCAUUGGCUUCGAUUAGCAGUCGGGAGGAACAAUAGUUGGCUAAUUAUUAACACAAAUAUAUUUUAGGUGAAGUUGAAGAAGCAUACAACUCUUAAAAUAUACAACACAUUUUCUGUGAACUUUUUUUUUUCUGUGAAAGGGAGAGUAGAAAGUCAGCUAAUUCUGCACUUUAAUGACAAAAAAUAGCGGACAGCGGCAUAUGUUGUAUGUUUCUUCAAGGGCUUUAUAAAAAUAAAGAAUCAGGUCAGGGAAACACUGAGCGAAGCACAAAAAAAGCUCUAGGAAGAGGCUAUCUGAGGGCAUCUUUGUACCCGGCUUAAUCUGCUCUCUGCAAAGUUUGGAAUGGCUGGCGGCCUGUCUGAGCCCCCAUUCUUCGUCACCCUCGUCUGACUGCUCCGGUGGCCGCUUGAAAGCAAAGUUUUGUGAUCUCGCCGACUUCUCUCCACUUUUCCAAAACCCCCUGGCUUUGCCGAACUCCCCCAGAGGCAUGCUGACAUCGCAAUUGCCAAGACGAAUUCCUGUGUGCACGCAACAGAUGCCAUUCCAACUGCCCCACUCGAUUAUACUCACUCAGACUGUGGCCUCGGUCCCCGUGGGCACAGAGACUGGCUCUUUGUACCAGGCUAUUUCUUACCUGUCCAAAAUGCCCACUUUAUUCUGAACAACCCGGGAGAAGUUUCAAGCCAAGUGCCUGCCUGGGUAGUCACAAUGUUGGCCGACACUUGGCCUGAAAAUGCUGCCAUUAUAUUGCACUUUAGCACCGUACACCUUGGGAACGAAUUAAACAAUCUUGGGAGGGGCCCCCACCACCCAUUUCGGGCUCUUUUUUUUAAUUUAUAUUUAAACUUCCAACCCUCAGGGAGACCUGGAUCCAUACCAAACGAAACCGUUGGUCUGGAGGGGGGGCCCACACAUGCAGACCCCACAAGGUCAAGCUUCUCCUGUUUUAAUGGCCUCCAGACUUCCGUUAUCGGUCAACAAGGAGUCGCGUUCCAUGCCCCGAGGUGGCCGUCUCCGUAUAAAAGAGAGGAGCCAUAGGGGCCCCGCUCCUGUCCUGUCACAUCUCGUCACCCGCAUGAAGGCGGCCGAGCUAGUCCAGCCUGUGGCCCCCUCAGCGACUCGAGCGAUAGCCGUCCUCCAGUCAUGUGACUUCCCGUUUAAAAACAAAACAAAAAAAGACCAUCACCCCCUUAGGGUUUUGUGUUGUGUCCGUCACGGUUGACAGCGGUUUCCUUGCACCAGACCGGUGUAGAGUUGGGUAUCUAACAUGGGUUUUUUGUAUUUGUUACUUUGUAAAGCACAUGGAUUGGUGUCGCCCUCCUCGUAUCUUUCUGAAACUUGGGAACAAAACAAUGACAUUGCUUAUUGGUUAGUUUCCGAGGCUGAGGUAAAUCCACAUAACCAAAGUAGAGAAAAACUAAAGAAAUCCCUCGAGCAUAGCCUUAUUCCACCAUUGCUUUUGUGGUGUUUGUGUGUAACUGUGUAACACCUCUGUGUCCUUUUAACUGUUUGUCAGUUGUAUUCCCAGAUUUGCUUUUAAUGAAAAGCGUGUUUCAGAUAAAAUUACAUUGGUUAGUGUCGUAGUAUACACUCCCAAUGUAUUCAUCAUGUUUGCGUCAAGGUCUGGUAGGUUAAUGAUACCAUAACGAAAUAUCGGCAUUUGUCUCCAUCUGCCUUUCCGUUGAUAUAUUGUACACUGUUCGGUGCACAGCAAGACAAUUAUAGUCGAGGAAAACAAAGCUAACAUUCAGACCUCACAACUUCGGUUUCCUCUUGGUUUUCUUUCUGUUCUAUGUUUCAGUGUGAACUUGUUCAACUGAUUUUCGACAACCACAGAUUUUCAAAGACCGCCGAAAAUACUAAUUGACCUUGGAGUCCCGGGUUCAUCCAUGGGUCAGUUCCAAAUGGAAACCAUUUUUGUCCGUGCAAUGUUAUUAUGGUGCAACUGCAUACAUAUCAAUGACUGGUCAUAGACCGGUAGCACUUCAAUCUCUGCAUAUUAGCUGGGCCUGAACUACUGUUUUACAAUACAGAAAAACUGAAGGGUUCGGUUUUCACUUCAGACUAAUACAAAUAAAGUAAAAUAAAGACUAAUAACAAGAGCCAUUCCUUAAAAAAAGCCAUGCAUUUCAACAUCGUUUACAUGUCACAUAUGUGAUUUUUGCAUGUGAAAACAAAACGACUAGUAACCAAUUAUGUCAACAUCUAACAACAAUACACUAUCAAAGGCAGUCUAAAUGAUUGAACUCUUGCAUGGUGUCAUAACGUGUGUGACCUCAUUGCUUAUUUGUUGGCUAGUGAUGUUUCAUCACCCAAUAAUUUAAAUUUAACGAUAUGUUAUUUAAUUAUAUUCACUACAACUUUGAUAUGGCAAUAACUUUUAUCGACUCUUUACUACAAGCACUCUUUAGAGAUAAUUUCGACCACAGAUGGUUGGGAGGACAGAAGAAACCAUUCAAUAAAAAAAAGUGUCCUUGUUUUCAAUGGUCUUAUCCUCCAAACCGUCACCUUUAAAAUAUAGGUUUCAUUUCCUUGACUACGUCGGGAGUGGAGUUAUUCUGUCGCCCCUCUCCUCCCCGCUCCUUUUAUCUUAAAUGUCUUGGGAUUUAUUUCAGCCUACCCAAGCGUGACAUUACAAUGUCAGCGCUGCGCGUGUCGUUGUGUUAAGCCUUUCAUCGGAGGUUGUAAACCUAACAUUGUGGUUUUAUUGGCAUCUCUGUGAAGCACAAGGCCGUGUGUUGUUUCAUUAUCUCCACCGAGUGUAAUAAAGAUUUAACAAUCAAGUGGUGUGUCACUUGUUUUAUUCAUGGUAUCUGAUACAUAAGUCAAUUACUCGCU
Gadus chalcogrammus (walleye pollock) is the source of this 5828-nucleotide messenger RNA. It is a transcript of the gene trim32, whose product is annotated as tripartite motif containing 32. Gene Ontology annotation, molecular function: zinc ion binding; protein binding. The transcript is spliced from 2 exons. Lineage: Eukaryota; Metazoa; Chordata; Actinopteri; Gadiformes; Gadidae. Bases 131 to 2209 code for a protein of 692 amino acids. The record is from RefSeq and is a predicted model, not a curated record.